UUAGACAACUGAAAGUAGUGGCUUCCACUUCCAUCAGUUAUAUCAUUUAGCUUUGAACUGAGCUCUCUCCAUUGUUCAAGUUUUCUUGUUUCUCUAUCUCUUUGGUCCCUAAGAUUUGCUAAAGAUGCGUAGCAUGGCAAGCUCUACCUCUGCCAAAGGCAUAGCCGCCAUUGUAGGCGUCGGACCUAAGCUUGGACGAUCCAUUGCCCGCAAAUUUGCUCAUGAAGGAUACACCGUUGCUAUCCUCGCUAGGGAUUUGGGUCGAUUGUCAAGAUUUGCAGAUGAGAUAGCCAGGGAAGAGAAAGCCCAAGUGUUCGCAAUCAGAAUAGACUGCUCGGAUUCCAGAAGUGUUAGGGAAGCAUUUGAAGGAGUUCUUUCACUUGGAUUUGUUGAAGUUCUGGUAUAUAAUGCAUAUCAACCGGUUUCAUGGUACUCCACCAACUUCACUGACAUUAAAAUCGAUUCCUUUGAGAAAUCUCUUACGGUCUCCUCCAUUGGAGCUUUCUUUUGCGUUCAAAAGAUACUUCCGGGGAUGGUGGAAAGGGGAAAAGGAACCAUUCUCUUCACUGGCUGCUCAGCUUCACUAAAUGGCAUUGCUGGUUUCUCUGAACUAUGCUGUGGAAAGUUCGCCCUGAGAGCAUUAUCCCAAUGCCUGGCAAGAGAAUUCCAGCCUCUCGGUAUUCAUGUUGCCCAUAUUAUCAUCGACGGCGUCGUCGGUUCACCCAGUGGGGCAUCGACGUCGCAGAGAGGAUUGUUUCUGGAGCAACAGCAGCAACAGCAAAGCGGCGGAGACGUCGGGGCGGUGAUGAUGAUGAUGGAUCCGGACGCGUUGGCUCAGACCUACUGGCACUUGCAUGUUCAAGACCGGACCGCUUGGACCCAGGAGAUUGACCUCCGUCCCUCCACCAGAUUCUAUUAGCCAUUAUUCAAUAUUCUCAUUUCCUCAACUUGUUCCUUUUUACAGCUUCUACUAUAUA
Hibiscus syriacus is the source of this 977-nucleotide messenger RNA. RefSeq names its product 3-oxoacyl-[acyl-carrier-protein] reductase FabG-like. Bases 125 to 919 code for a protein of 264 amino acids. The transcript has 5 exons. Lineage: Eukaryota; Viridiplantae; Streptophyta; Magnoliopsida; Malvales; Malvaceae. The record is from RefSeq and is a predicted model, not a curated record.